GCUAGUAUUAAAGGAAGUUCGAUAGCUCCAAAACUUGAGUAUUUCCUUCUUGAGAGAAUCAGUUUCAUCCAGAGUUAAGAGAGGGUCGGUGAGAGAACACUUCAAUGGCGACAGACGCUGUGGUUUCCUUUGCGGUUGAAAGGAUCGGUGACAUGCUCAUUCAAGAAGCAAUUUUCUUGAAGGGGGUACGGGGGAAAGUGGAGAGGCUGCAGAAAGAUCUAAGGGCGAUGAAAUGCUUCUUGGAAGAAGCGGAGAAGAAGCAAGAAGAAGAUUUAAGAGUGCGCAACUGGGUUUCCGAAAUCCGUGAUGUGGUUUAUGAUGUUGAGGACAUCAUAGACAUGUUCAUCCUGAAUGCAGAGUCCCUGAGAACAGACUACUUUCUCAAGCGUGUCUUCAAGAAGUUGAUAAACCGCCAUAAGGUUGGCAAGAAAAUUGAAGACAUCCAACUGACCCUCCAAGACAUCUCAAAUAGGCGGGAGGCUCUAGGAAUAAAAAAUAUUGGAGAAGGAACAAGAGGUUCGGGUCAAAUGUUGCAGGAUCUAAGACGCUCCUCUCCUCGUGCAGAAGAGCGUGUCAUCGUGGGCCUUACGCAGGAGGCAGAUAAGCUAGUGAGGCAGCUGAUCGGAGGAGGCCAAAGACGCCGCGUGAUUUCCAUAGUAGGAAUGGGCGGCAUAGGCAAAACCACCCUUGCCAAGAAGGUCUAUAAUCAUGAAAAAAUUGUGGAACACUUUCCAGAAUUUCGUGCCUGGAUUUAUGUAUCCCAAGAUUGUAGACCCAGAGAGGUUUAUAUGCAAAUUAUUAACCAGGUUUCUGCACCGACUAAAGAGCAAGCAGAAAUGAUAGAGAAGUAUGGUGAGAACGAGUUGGGGGAUUUCCUUCAUGAUCAUUUGAAGGAGAAAAAAUAUUUGAUAGUUCUGGAUGAUGUAUGGAGGUGUGCCGAUUGGGAUUUUCUUGCAAAAGUGAGCACCAACGAUCCUGAUUGCCUUGGAAAUGUUUUUCCCGAUGGGAGUAACGGCAGCAGAUUACUUCUUACAACUCGAUAUAAGGAUGUUGCUUUGCAUGCAGAUGCUCGAACUAUUCCCCAUGAAAUGCGGCUUCUUUCGACACAACAGAGCUGGGACUUGUUUUGUCGGAAGGAGUUCCUUCAUGCUGAUAGCGAGAGGUAUCCUCCAGAUUUGAAGGAACUUGGGAAAGAGAUGGUGGACAAAUGUAAAGGUUUGCCAUUGGCCAUCGUUGUAUUGGGGGGUUUGCUGUCAAGAAAUACGUCACAUACAGCCUGGAAGCAGGUGCACGAUAACAUUAGUGCAUACCUUGAUAAAGAAGGCCAAAUGGGAGUAAUGGCAAUGCUAAACCUGAGCUACAUCGACUUGCCCCAUUACUUGAAACCGUGCUUUCUUCAUUUAAGCCUCUUCCCAGAAGAUUAUGUGAUCUCCUCAAGAAAACUGCUCCUUUUAUGGACUGCUGAGGGUUUUGUGCGAGAACAAGAUGACCGAAGAAUGAAAGACAUGGCUGAGGUUUACUUGAAUGAGUUAAUCAAUAGAAAUUUGAUUCAAGUAGUGAGAAUGAGUGUUAAUGCAAGGGUUACGAAAUGUCGGGUUCAUGACCUUGUACGAGAGUUGGCCAUUGAAAAGGCAAAAGAGCAAAACUUCAUUGGAACUAAUAUCGCAGAUCCUCUAUCCCCCUCCACCAGUUUAUCUCUCUUUUCACCUAAAUCCCGUCGAAGAAGUAUUUAUUCUGACUUUGAAAGGACCUUUACAAAGGGUGAACUUAGAUUUUUCCGUGAAAAAGGUCAAACAACAAAACGCUCCAGGCAAGCAGUUAAAGAAUUAGCCGCCAUCCUCGGAUAUCCAGGAAAAACUCGUGGCCAAAAUCACAUAUAAUUUGAGCAUGCCAAACAUGUUCGAUAACCUGAAGAUUAUGCUGCAGUAGAUUUUCCAGGAGCUUCUACCUCAUGCUGGAUUCCAUGAUGGAGUGAUUGAAAGGAAACAUAAGGCCAUGCUAUUAAAAUCUCAUGUAUUUUAGUUAGCAAUCUCUACUUUCAGUGAUGGUCAUACUACGGUUGAACAUAUUUAUACUGUAUCUAAACCAAAACCAAUGUGCUUAUAAGUUUGUUGAAUCAAAUUAUUAGAUGUUUGUUUGUACAAUUAUAUGUAUAUUAAGUGACAAUUAGGAUGAUGUAUUUGAAGGCUUUGCUUGGCAUGCAAAA
This is a messenger RNA of Vitis riparia (riverbank grape), 2206 nucleotides long. Its product is annotated as putative disease resistance protein At1g50180. Gene Ontology annotation, molecular function: ADP binding. Bases 105 to 1880 code for a protein of 591 amino acids. The transcript has 4 exons. Lineage: Eukaryota; Viridiplantae; Streptophyta; Magnoliopsida; Vitales; Vitaceae. Gene Ontology annotation, biological process: defense response to other organism. The record is from RefSeq and is a predicted model, not a curated record.